AUGGGACCAGCCAAUAAAUCUCAAACAUCUCCUGUCACCUUCUUGCUGAUGGGCAUCCCAGGACUAGAGCACCUGCAUGUCUGGAUUGGGAUUCCCUUCUGCUCCUUGUACAUAGUGGCUGUGGUGGGGAAUGUGACCAUCCUGGCUGUGGUGAGGGCAGAGAGAAGCCUCCAUGAGCCUAUGUUCUUCUUUCUGUGCAUGCUGUCAGUCACUGACCUGGUCCUCUCCACAUCUACACUGCCCCGCAUGCUCUGCCUCUUCUGGCUUGGAGCCCAUGACAUCGCCUUUGAUGCCUGCUUGACUCAAAUGUUCUUCAUCCACAGCUUUACUGCAAUGGAAUCGGGCUUCUUUUUGGCCAUGGCCAUUGACCGUUAUGUGGCCAUUUGUCAUCCACUGCGCCACAGCACCAUUCUCACCCACAUUCACAUCGCUGUCAUGGGGAUCACUGUGGUGAUUCGGGGCAUAGCCUUCUUUUCCCCACAUCCCAUUCUGCUCAAACAGCUCCCCUACUGCAGGUCUCGAAUCAUUGCCCACACCUACUGUGAGUUUAUGGCUGUGGUGAAGCUGGCGUGUGUGGACACAGGAGCCACCAAGCGUUACAGNAAAUUACUUGAUUAA
Messenger RNA from Miniopterus natalensis, 618 nucleotides. RefSeq names its product olfactory receptor 52M1-like. Gene Ontology annotation, biological process: G protein-coupled receptor signaling pathway. The record is from RefSeq and is a predicted model, not a curated record. Gene Ontology annotation, cellular component: plasma membrane. Gene Ontology annotation, molecular function: G protein-coupled receptor activity; olfactory receptor activity. NCBI's taxonomy places the organism in Eukaryota, Metazoa, Chordata, Mammalia, Chiroptera, Miniopteridae.